Molecule: messenger RNA, 1716 nt
Organism: Lodderomyces oxycetoniae
Lineage: Eukaryota; Fungi; Ascomycota; Pichiomycetes; Serinales; Debaryomycetaceae
Gene: ADE2
Product: phosphoribosylaminoimidazole carboxylase
Exons: 1
Coding region: 1-1716 (571 amino acids)
Biological process (GO): 'de novo' IMP biosynthetic process
Molecular function (GO): ATP binding; metal ion binding; phosphoribosylaminoimidazole carboxylase activity
Source: RefSeq, a predicted model, not a curated record
AUGGAUCAGAAGGUUAUUGGAAUUUUGGGUGGUGGCCAACUAGGCCGUAUGAUUGUUGAAGCUGCACAUAGAUUAAAUAUCAAAACGGUUAUACUUGACGCAGCUCAAUCGCCAGCAAAACAAAUCAAUGCUUUAGACGAUCACGUGGAUGGCUCGUUCACGGAUUAUGAGUCUAUUGUCAAACUAGCUGAAAAAGUUGAUAUUUUGACAGUAGAGAUUGAGCAUGUUGAUGUAGAUGCCUUGCAAGAAAUUCAAGUGAAAUUUCCUGAAAUUGAAAUUUACCCGUUACCUGAAACUAUCAAGUUGAUUCAGGAUAAGUAUUUGCAGAAGGAGCAUUUGGUUCAUCAUGGUGUUGCAGUUACACAAUCACAAGCUGUCUCUGAAAAUACCAAAGAACACUUGACCAAGAUUGGAGAUGAGUAUGGGUAUCCCUUCAUGUUAAAGUCGAGAACAUUUUCUUAUGACGGAAGGGGUAAUUUUGUUGUUAAGGACCGAUCUUUUAUUCCACAGGCUUUAGAGUUUUUAAGUAAUCGUCCAUUAUAUGCUGAAAAAUGGUGUCCAUUUACCAAAGAGUUAGCAGUGAUGAUAGUUAGAUCUACUGAAGGUGAGGUUUUUUCAUACCCCACUGUUGAAACGAUUCAUAAAAACAACAUUUGCCAUUUAGUAUAUGCGCCAGCAAGAAUAACCGAUACAUUAGCUCAAAAAGCACAGAUUUUGGCUAAAAACGCAGUAAAGACUUUCCCAGGGUGUGGUAUAUUUGGAGUUGAAAUGUUUUUGUUACCCAAUGGAGAGUUGUUAAUUAAUGAAAUUGCCCCUAGACCCCACAACUCGGGCCAUUAUACCAUCGACGCUUGUGUCACGUCACAGUUUGAAGCUCAUGUUCGAGCAGUGUCGGGAUUACCAAUGCCCAAAGGCUUUACCGAUUUCACAACAACGAUUACAAACGCUAUUAUGUUGAAUGUAUUGGGAGAUAAAGAAACAGCAAAUAAGGAAUUAGAGAUAUGCCAUAGAGCCUUGGAAACUCCGCACGCUUCCGUAUACCUCUAUGGGAAAACUACUAGACCAGAAAGAAAGAUGGGUCAUAUAAAUAUCGUGUCUUCAUCAAUGAGUGAUGUUGAAAACAGGUUAGCGUAUAUUAUGGGAGAAGCCUCGAGAUUGCCGCAACAUUCUGAAUCCGAGGGAAAACAAGAAAAACCACUAGUUGGAAUAAUCAUGGGUUCAGAUUCGGAUUUACCAGUAAUGUCUGUUGGUGCGCGUAUAUUAAAGCAGUUUGGUGUGCCUUUUGAAGUCACUAUAGUAAGUGCACACCGUACACCACAUAGGAUGGCAGAAUAUGCAGCAAAUGCACCCAAGCGUGGAUUGAAGUGUAUAAUUGCCGGUGCUGGGGGUGCUGCUCAUUUACCAGGUAUGGUUGCUGCAAUGACACCAUUACCUGUGAUUGGUGUACCUGUCAAGGGGUCGACUCUAGAUGGUGUUGAUUCGUUAUAUUCAAUUGUACAAAUGCCAAGAGGUAUACCUGUUGCUACUGUGGCUAUUAACAACAGUACCAAUGCCGCGCUAUUGGCUAUUAGGAUAUUGGGAUCCUCCGAGCCUCGCUGGUUAAACGAGAUGAGUACAUAUAUGAACACUAUGGAAUCCGAGGUUUUGCUCAAGGCUGAAACUUUGGAAGAUAUUGGGUACGAAAACUAUCUUGCUGAUAAGUUAAAAAAAGUAUAA